Trichogramma pretiosum is the source of this 3192-nucleotide messenger RNA. RefSeq names its product collagen alpha-1(III) chain-like. Bases 1 to 3192 code for a protein of 1063 amino acids. The transcript has 20 exons. Lineage: Eukaryota; Metazoa; Arthropoda; Insecta; Hymenoptera; Trichogrammatidae. The record is from RefSeq and is a predicted model, not a curated record. Gene Ontology annotation, molecular function: extracellular matrix structural constituent.
AUGAGGACGAGGAGCGACUACCUGCUGCUGCUGCUGCUGUUUUUGUUUUCGUCGAUCUUGCUGGAGUCGCGGAUCGGUAGAGCGAGUGCGGUGACCGAUCGAACCUCUGCCUCUACCAAGGAUCCGAUUUCGACAAAGAUUCAAAAGCGGCAAAAGACGAGGGAUCGAGGACGCGGCGAUCAGUACAACAAUGAUUACGACGAUUACGACGAUUACAACAAUUACGAAGAAAACGAAACGGAUGUCAUCGAUCGUGCAAAAAUUACUACGGAUAACACCAUCACUCAUUCAUCUUCGACCGUAAGAAAUUAUUCCUCUUCUCGAUCAACUCUUCCGCCAAACGAAGUGCGAUCGAAUCACACUUUUCGAGAGCCUCAAGCCCAACAGCACACGGCCUGCGAAGUCGAAGGUUCGUAUCGUCGAUCUGGCGAGUAUUGGCGACCAUCGGCUUGCAAUAUAUGCCGCUGUCUUCACGGACAAGUCGAUUGCGCUCGUAUUCCAUCUUGCAAUGAUACUUCUUCUCAAGAGUCCGAAUAUGAGCAAAGCUAUAAUAAUACACAAAGAAAUAUGACUGAAUCACGUGACAAUGAGAUUAAUAUAAGUGAGAGCCAACGUGUGAAAACUUACGCCUCUUCUUAUGCUGAAACUUCAGCAUCGAAUAAUUCACCAGAUAUGGACCUUUACUACAAGCAAUUAGCCAUGUCGCAAGCAAGUUCUGAAAAAGGUCCCACACCAAUGGUGCAGUAUCCAGAAUCGUAUGUACAAGUAGGCCCUCGAGGACCACCUGGCCCACCUGGCCCUCCUGGACCCAUGGGAUUCACAGGUUCCAGAGGCGAAAUCGGAGAGCCAGGAACUCCAGGAACUGCUGGAUCGCCAGGUCCUAGAGGAUUACCGGGUCCACCUGGGAACGAUGGAAUUCCUGGAGAGGACGGCGAACCUGGACAGCCUGGGUCACAUGGACCUCCAGGCCCUCGAGGACCACCGGGUCUGCCAGGACUGCCCGGUAUGAAGGGUCAUAAAGGUUCGAUAGGUAUGGAUGGGCUCAAAGGUGAAACUGGAGCAGUCGGGGAAAAAGGAGCUAUGGGUGCAAUAGGUCCCACUGGACUUACGGGACAACCGGGACCUCCUGGCCCUAGAGGUGAAAGAGGGAGGGACGGAGCUGUAGGAUCGCCAGGAAUUAAGGGCUCUGACGGAGCACCCGGAGCUGUUGGAACUCCGGGACCAGUAGGAAAAACUGGAUCGCCGGGGUUUCCUGGUGUACGAGGCAUAAAAGGAGACAUAGGAUUGCAGGGACCUAAAGGAAACCAAGGCAUACCGGGUCUACGAGGCGAACCUGGACGAACUGGCCCAGCAGGUGAACCAGGCUUACCCGGAGUGCCGGGUAAAGAAGGAGCGCGAGGUGAAAAAGGUGCAUCGGGAACCAAUGGCUUAAUAGGACAGCCUGGAUUUCCUGGUAUCAGAGGAUUACCUGGACCAGUAGGAAGUGCCGGUCCUCCUGGAUCAGAGGGAUUACCUGGAGCCCCAGGAGAAAAAGGCAAUCGAGGCGAUGCCGGUUCGAAGGGCGAACCAGGAUUUCCGGGUCCUCGUGGUCAAAUCGGGCCUCAAGGCAAUGAAGGUAAAAAAGGUAAAAGAGGACUCAGUGGUCCAGCUGGAGCAGCGGGUGCUCCUGGUGAGCGAGGACCUAUAGGACCUAUUGGUCCACCUGGCCCAGACGGCUUAAUUGGACCAAAAGGUCAGACUGGCGACGCGGGUCCACCUGGACCUCAAGGACUCAAAGGGGCUACGGGUGAUAUUGGACGUAUUGGACCCACAGGACCACAGGGACUGAAAGGAUCAGCUGGAAGACCUGGAAAUCCAGGUAAACCGGGUAAUAACGGAGAUCGUGGCCCUCCCGGUUUGGAUGGAAAACCCGGUGAACAAGGAAUUCAAGGUCCACCUGGUCCAAUAGGACCUAUUGGAUUACAAGGAGAAAAAGGAUUUGUGGGAGAAUCAGGAGAAGACGGAGAACCUGGUCCUCCAGGACCACCGGGACAAGAUGGACAGCCUGGUGCACGAGGUAAAUCUGGUUUACCAGGUCCGGAAGGAAUGAAAGGAGACCGUGGAUCGGAUGGUGCACCUGGACCCAAAGGUCAUCGAGGUUUCAGCGGUCUACAGGGAAUCCCUGGUCAACCAGGUAUUCCCGGAGAAAAAGGUGCACAGGGACCAGUCGGUCCACCAGGUAAAGAUGGCGAAGCCGGUUUGCGUGGUCCACCAGGUCGAGACGGAAAUCCCGGACCUCCAGGACAUCAAGGCGUCCCAGGUCCACGAGGUCCUCCAGGCGAAGAAGGAAGGCACGGCCCACCUGGACAGCCUGGCCCUCCAGGACCUCCGGGUAUCCCCGGUGAAGUGGCAUAUGGAUAUGACAGUGCAUCUUUAGCCGCUUUAUUUGGUCAAAGUCAAAGCAAAGGUCCAGAUCCAUCAUCGUCGACAGACACACCUCCUAGAAUAUAUAAUGGUUUAAUGAAUGACGAAGAGCGUAAAGAUAUUUUGAAGAAGUUAUAUAAAAAAGUAAAAAGUAGUUUACAAGAAUUUUCAGAUCGCGACGGAGAAAAAUCUACUCCAGCGAGAACGUGCAGAGACCUUUUUGAAUCACACCCUGAAAAAUCAACAGGUGAUUAUUGGAUCGAUCCAAAUGAUGGAGACGUUCGUGAUGCGAUAUUAGUACGGUGUGACGCGGAAAAAAAAUCAACUUGUAUAUUCGCCAGCCCAUCGCAAACACCUAAAAUUAAUUACGUUGGGAAUGAAUUGGAAAUAUGGCUGAACGAAAUAACUAAUGUUGCCAAGAUAAGUUAUAAAGCUGACAGUAAUCAAAUAGGUUUUCUGCAACUAUUAUCUCGCGAAGCUGAGCAAAAUAUUACUUAUUAUUGUAAAAAUAGUAUAGCGUACUAUGAUUCUGAACGUAAAACGUAUCGUAAAGCUUUGAAAUUCCUGGCAUGGAACGACGUAGAAUUACUAGCAAGAGGCAAUCUACGUUUACGUUAUGAAGCAAGUUUAGAUGAGUGCAAGGAGCGCAAAGACAAAUGGGGUAAAACAAUCAUAUCGUAUUCGACUGACAAGCCAUCAAGAUUGCCCAUAUUGGACGUUGCUAUCCGAGAUGUCGGGAAACCGGAACAAAGUUUCUGGUUAGAAAUCGGUUCGGUGUGUUUCAGGUGA